AUGCAUCUCGUGAAAGCCGAAAACCCCAGCAUCAAUAAGGCCAAGGACCUCCUCUCAGACUUCACCCCUGAUGAGAUUAGACAAGCGAUAGAGCAGAAGGACGCAAUAGGAAACAGUGUGAUCCACUAUGCCUGUGCCAAGGCACUCGUACCCUGGGUAGAACUUCUCAUAUACAACAGAGCAGAUUUUAAUGUGGCAGGCGAAGGUGGACAAACACCUAUUCAUUUCGCAGUUAAAGGAGAAAACAAAAACGUCAGCCAAGUUAAGGACAGAGUUACAGUGGUGAAACUAUUAAUAAAGGAAAAGGUACCUGCAGACAAGAAGGACUACCAUGGUCGUACACCAUUACAAUUAGCUUGUGACGUCAAAGGUCAACACAAGGUCAUCCGUGCCCUACUUUCAGUUAGAGAGAUUGAUGUAAACCAAGAUGUAAAGACCGGAACAGUAACUUCAUCCCUUUUCCACAUCACAUGCCAGAACGAUCAGUUUGAAAAUGCCCAGGUGCUACUCAAGCACCGUGCCGAUCCUCUGGCAAAAGAUAGCCUUCGGGGUGAUACACCGUUUCACAUCAUCCUUAGGAAAGGGCAAGUGAAGUUUGCCCUUCGAUUCCUUAAAAUUUGCAAAGAGAACAGAGACGUCGUGCGAGAGAUUUUGUUAGCCCAAAACGCGUACCAGCAAAGCGUGCUCCAUGAGGCGGUCAAGUGCGGUGACAAGGAACUCGUCUCAUACUGCUUGGAAUACGAAUAUUAG
Messenger RNA from Strongylocentrotus purpuratus (purple sea urchin), 750 nucleotides. Its product is annotated as receptor-interacting serine/threonine-protein kinase 4-like. The record is from RefSeq and is a predicted model, not a curated record. NCBI's taxonomy places the organism in Eukaryota, Metazoa, Echinodermata, Echinoidea, Camarodonta, Strongylocentrotidae. Gene Ontology annotation, cellular component: ciliary inversin compartment. Gene Ontology annotation, biological process: protein localization to ciliary inversin compartment. Bases 1 to 750 code for a protein of 249 amino acids. Gene Ontology annotation, molecular function: protein binding. The transcript is spliced from 7 exons.